UUUAUCUCUCUCACUCUAUAUCUCUCUUUCCUCUUUAACUUUUCACCGCCUCCAACAGCAUCUUGUUUUUCUUUUAUUUAUUUUUCAUUCCACCUAAAAAGUAGAUUAAAUCAAUUCAAACACAAGAGAGAGGGGAUCCCAUCUUGCAUAUAUCAGUUUGUGCUGUUUAGGGUUGGAGGCAUAUAUAAUUAACAAGUCUAGCUGCCCAUUCUCUUGGGUUUUCUCCUAAUUCAGCCACUAAUAUACUUCUUCCCUCACUGAACUCUUUGUGUGAGUUUCUUAUUGUAAAUUGAGUCAAAGUACUGAGAAACAGUUUGAAGAUGCUAAGAAAGAUGGAUGAAGGAGAAAUCACACAUGCUUUCCAUCAGAACCUAACUGCUUCUUCUGCUGCAUCAAAUAAUAACAAUCCUCCUCAUCAUGUUUUGAAGAGGAAGAGGAACCUCCCAGGAAACCCAGAUCCUGAAGCUGAAGUCAUAGCCUUAUCACCAAAGACCCUCAUGGCUACCAACAGAUUCUUGUGUGAAACUUGUGGGAAGGGUUUCCAAAGGGAUCAAAAUCUUCAACUCCAUCGACGUGGACACAACCUUCCUUGGAAGCUUAAGCAGAGAACGGGGAAGGAAGCAAAAAAGAGGGUUUAUGUGUGUCCUGAGAAGAGUUGUGUCCACCACGACCCUUCAAGGGCUCUUGGAGACUUAACUGGGAUAAAGAAGCACUUUUGCAGAAAGCACGGAGAAAAGAAGUGGAAGUGUGAGAAGUGCUCAAAGCGUUAUGCUGUGCAGUCAGAUUGGAAAGCCCACUCCAAAACCUGUGGUACCAGAGAAUACAAAUGUGACUGUGGAACUAUCUUUUCAAGGAGGGAUAGCUUCAUCACUCACAGGGCCUUCUGUGAUGCCUUGGCAGAAGAAACAGCUAGGGUAAAUGCAGUAUCAGACAUGAACACCUCGUUAGGGGGUAACAUUGGUUACAACGUUAUGGGAACAUCCCUAGGCCAUAACAUGGCUACCCAUUUUCCCUCAAUUUUCAAGCCAGUUUCAAACACUGACGAAACAAGUAACCAAACAUCUAGGGGGCUACCCCUUUGGAUGGGUCAAACAUCUUCUCAGGCUCAAGAAACAAUGGUCAACAGCAAUUUGCGUGAGAUUCAUCAUCAACUUGGUUCUGCCACAAGCUCAGGAACAAUAUAUGGUGGCAACUCACUUGUCCAAUGCUCAAAUCUUCCACCUUCUAAUAACUAUCAGCUAAGUUGGGUGUUUGGAACUAAGCUUUCCAAUACUAGCCAAGAGCUAACAACUAGCACCACUUCACUUCCUCUAUGCAACAACAACACAAGUGUUCCUUCCUUGUAUAGUUCCCAACACCAACCCCACCAAACAUCCUCAAACAUGUCAGCCACAGCUUUGUUGCAGAAAGCUGCUCAAAUUGGAGCAACCUCGAGUGACCCUUCAUGGCUUGGGAGCUUAGGUUUGAAAUGUGGUAACAGCCAAGGUCAAGAUGGGAAUAAUAACAAGUUUAGUGGCAUGUACGGUUCAAGUUUUGUGCUGAGCGAGGCAGAUAACUCUGCAUGUGACAUGUCACAAAUGCACCCUCUCAAACGUAGACACAUUCUGAAUGAAGAAAGUGGAGGGGGGCAAACUAGGGACUUCCUUGGUGUUGGUGUGCAAAACCAUUUGCCAACAUUCAUCAACCAACGGGUGGAUUUGAUUUGAUGAUACAGAUUCAAUGAAAAAUGGUUUUUUCCCACACUCAUUUGAGAAUAUACACUUUGGAAGGAUGACAGAGUGUAAUAAAUCUGAGAAGUAAUGUGAUGAAGAAAAGGAAAAAAAGAAAUGUGUAAAUUAAGUGUAAAAUGGGAGUGUGAAAAAAAUCUAAGUUGAUAUUUUGUUGUGAAGUUUAAAUUUUUUUCCCUUUAUUUACUUUGAUCUCUAUGUGAAAGGGAAAAAUAACAAUAAAGGCAAAGGUGGAUAUAUAUAUAUAUAUAUAUAUAUAUAUAUAUUAUGGAGGAACAGAAUUUAGUAUCU
This is a messenger RNA of Cajanus cajan (pigeon pea), 2018 nucleotides long. Its product is annotated as zinc finger protein MAGPIE. The record is from RefSeq and is a predicted model, not a curated record. Gene Ontology annotation, molecular function: DNA-binding transcription factor activity. Lineage: Eukaryota; Viridiplantae; Streptophyta; Magnoliopsida; Fabales; Fabaceae. Gene Ontology annotation, cellular component: nucleus.